AUGGGUGCCAUGAUGGGUCUCCUCCUGCUGCUGCUGGCCGGUGUCGCGGCGGGCUCGGUGGUGGAUCUGCAGAAGAGGAUCAUCGGAGGUGCAGAUUGUUCCCCCAGCGAGCGUCAGUACCACGUGCAACUGAGACGGUCUGAUCCGGAUGGAUUUGUCUGCGGCGGCUCUCUGAUCGGCUCCAACUGGGUCCUGACUGCAGCUCACUGCUGGGAGCCAACACUGUAUGCCGUGGUGAAUGUGAAUCCAACAAAAAGAACACCAGUGGCCGUCACACCUUAUUGGAUAUCUUGCUUGGACUUCCAGCAACGGAGACAUGACCUCAUGCUGCUGAAGAUCUAUAACCCCACCAAUAUCCAGUACCCCUCCAUAGCCCUUUCUAAAUGCAACACUCCUCUCAAAGUGGGGGAUGAAGUUCAGAUGGCAGGUCAUGCAGCCACAAAGCCAGGCCCGCGUAAUGUAAAAGUAAAUGGUGAAUCAAAAACACUCCAAUGUGCAAAACUCAACGUUGUCAACUGUAACACUCGCACAAAUCAUUUGAUGAACUUCCCAAAUGUCUACCCGCCCGUAAGCUAUCAAAAACAGUUGUGUUACCAAAGUCCUGGAGUGGAUACGUGUCCAGGGGACUCUGGUGGAGGAGUGGUGUUCAAUGGCAAGCUCAUCGGUGUCCAUGUAAUGGGUGGUAAGAUUGCCUGUACUCAAGCAGAUGUAUUCAUGAACAUCUGUGAGAAGGUGUAUAAGGAUUGGAUUAAACACACUAUGAAUGCUGCAGGUACCAAGCUGGGAUGA
This is a messenger RNA of Pseudoliparis swirei, 789 nucleotides long. RefSeq names its product kallikrein-8-like. The record is from RefSeq and is a predicted model, not a curated record. The transcript has 6 exons. The coding region runs from base 1 to 789 and encodes 262 amino acids. Gene Ontology annotation, biological process: proteolysis. Gene Ontology annotation, molecular function: serine-type endopeptidase activity. NCBI's taxonomy places the organism in Eukaryota, Metazoa, Chordata, Actinopteri, Perciformes, Liparidae.